Molecule: messenger RNA, 3650 nt
Organism: Bubalus bubalis (water buffalo)
Lineage: Eukaryota; Metazoa; Chordata; Mammalia; Artiodactyla; Bovidae
Gene: CDCA2
Product: cell division cycle associated 2
Exons: 15
Coding region: 465-3500 (1011 amino acids)
Biological process (GO): regulation of mitotic nuclear division; regulation of chromosome segregation
Cellular component (GO): chromosome; nucleus
Source: RefSeq, a predicted model, not a curated record
UCCGCGAGGCUGUCACAGAAAGUAGUCCCUGCGGGCAGAGGUCAACAGCUGGUCUCUUUGGUCAGUGUGUUAUCGGCAGCUAGUGGUGGUGUCUCUUCGAGCCCACGAAGCCUCUCCUGUUCCUGGGACGGCGAUGUAGAGGCCUGGCAGGGUUCGGGGUGCGCGCGCACACGUGCAUGUGGUGGCGGCGUAGAGAUUCGCAGAGUAACGCCCGGACGCCGAGGAGGCGGGGCUGGCGAUUUGAAUCAGGCGGCGGUCCGAGCCCUCGCGGAAGGAAGGCUGUAAGGGACUCCGGUCUCAGGUUGGGGUGUUGGCGGCGGGGGAUCUGGGAGCCCCCCGCGGAUGGCUUGGCGGCCGAUAGUUGUUUUCUCGAGCGAAUGCUUCAGGACCAAAGAGCCGAGAUCUAGAAGGUACGGCAGCCCCAACAUUCAUCGGAGUAGCGUUCAAAAUAAACCCUACGGGAGAUGGAUACUUGUUCACAAGACUGCGAGCCCCUUCAAACCAAGGAGUCUCCUAUUAAUAACGCUGGAAAAACCCCUUUAGUUUUGGGAAAUGGGAAGCUUGUAACUCCCCACAAGCAGGCAGCUGAAAUGACUCCUAAUUGUUACACAUCAGAGACUUUUAAAUCACCUUUGAACUUGUCCACAGUAACUGUGGAGCAAUUGGGAAUUUCACCUGAAAGCUUUGUAAAUAACUCUUCAGGAAAGUCAUCACCCUACCUUAAAAAAUCCAGACGGCGGUCUACAGUUGGUCUUCGGGGCCUUCCUGAAACAAACCAUCUAAUUCGUUUCGUUGCCGAGCAGCGGAGUUUAAAGAAUGCUUCAUUGACCCAGACUUCCCCUUUUCAGGGCAGCCCUGCUUUGUAUCGAAAUGUUUAUUCUUUAAGAGAGCAAAUGUCUGCCUUCCAUUUGGCUUUUAACUCCAUAAAGGAAAACGAGAAAAUGACUGACUGUCCUGAAUCCUCAGAGGCAAAAGGAGUGUUCAAGACCAGAGGCUUGACCAAAAAGGAAAGUCUUGGUGAAUGUCAGCUGUCUGAGUUCUCUGCACAGUCAUCAUCCAAACGUCGGAGACUAUCCUCUCCAAGCAGCUCUAACGUAAAUCUAACUGAUGCGGUUGAUCUCCAGACGUGCGGUGUUAAUGUCGCUGCUUGUCCCAGUACAGACAUGAAGUGUGCUGUUGAAACCUGUGCUGAUCUCUCCCAGAAAUCUUCUGCAUCUGGUUUAAAUCUACAGUGUGGAUGUUUAAUGAAUGAGUCUCCUCUACUUUCAGAACUUACAGAGGCUUCAAGUGGAGUCCAGGAUGCUGCCUCCGUAGAAGAGAGAGGAUCCAAUGAUGCUGUUUCAGUUGAUAAAUGUACAGAAGUGAGCACAGACACAGUUCCCAAAGUCAGGUCUCUGGUUACCCCACUGUGCCAGAAGGACCUUCUGUCCUCCAAGACGUUUGUCCUACGUUCUGUACUGAAGAAACCCGCUGUGAAGCUGUGUGUAGAAAGCCUGCAGGAACACCUUGACAGCCUCUAUAAUGAUGGGACUUGUCCAAGCUUAACCUCCAGUCUUGCAAACAGUUGCAAAGAACAAACAGCAGCCUUGCCAAAUACAAAGAAGAGGAAGAGAGUUACUUUCGGAGAGGAACUAAGCCCUGAAGUGUUUGAUGAAUCUUUGCCAGCUAACACUCCACUGCGUAAAGGACAAACACCUGUCCGUAAAAAGGAUUUAGGUAGCCUCAGUCCCCCGCUAUUUGAACAGUCUCCAGUUCCUGAGCGGUUACCUCAACCAAAUUUUGAUGACAAGGAAGAGAAUCUUGAAAACAUAGAGCCUCUUCAGGUUUCGUUUGCCAUUUUGAGUUCUCUUAAUAUGUCUUCAAUUGCUGAGACUCUUUCAGGCACUGAUGCCUCUGCCUCUUCAAGUAACCGCGAGAAUAUAGCCCCCUUAAGAGUCGGUAGAGCAACGCGGACCUCUAACAGAAAAAGGAAGUUGAUCAGUUUUUCACAAGAGAGUGUUUGCAACUUACUCAAUGCAGAAGCUCAGCCUUGUAAAGAAAAGAAAACUAAUAGGAGGAAGUCUCAAGAAAGCAAGCAUGCAGACAAAGUCCUUCCACGAAAGAAUCGGGUUUUAAAAGGUUGCAAAAAGAAGAAAGGAAAGGGAAAGAGAAAAGGUGUCCAGAAGUCUCUAUAUGGAGAAAGAGACAUUGCCUCUAAGAAGCCGCUCCUGAGCCCUAUCCCUGAGUUGCCAGAGGUCUCUGAGACGCCAUUGGUUGGGAGCCUCGUCCGGAGAAUGUACCCAGAUGAUUUCAACUCAAAUGGUAAAUAUGAAGAAAUGAUGCUUCUGAAGAGAGAAAAUAUUUUGUCUCAGGACCCAGAAGAUUGGCAGGUAAUUCAAGGCUUUAAUAAAGACGAUGCAUCUGAAUCCUGCAGCUCUGACAUGAAAAGUUCCUCAUCUUUUAGUAAUGCUACUUUUGAGCAAGAUGCAAAUAUAAACUCUAUAGAAAUGGAUGAAAAUGAAAAUAUCCCAAAAGCAAUUACGUUGGAAAGUGAAAACGAACUAAAAACCGGGACUGAGUGUGAAAACAGCUGUAUUUCUUGUACUUUAGUGACUGUAACACCCAUUGUAUCAGAUAAUCCAAAACCCAAUUUUCCCCUGCAGUCCCAAGAAGUUUCUGCUGCUGGUCAAAAUGUGGAAAACCUCUUUCAAAUAGUUAAAAUCUCAGAAGAUAUGAGCAUCAAAUGUGAAAAACAGAGUGGCUUCUCAGUCAUUCCAGAAGACAAACUACAGACUGAGCAUCUCAUACCCGAUUCACAAAAAGAAUGUGAUUGUUCAGAAGAUGUCUUAACUGACCAGAGAAAAGUAAGUAAAAGUCAAGGUGAGGAUUUGGGACGAAACUCCGCAGCCAGUUGCAGUGGUGUGAGUGACAGAGAAAGAAAAUACAGAGGACGCUCUGUGGGUGGUUCUGAUGGGCCUGGUUUACAUUUGGAAAGAACCAACAACCUCCAACCUUCCUACAGCAUGAGCAGCUUGGUAGAAAUUAGUUUAGAAAAUUCCCAACUGUGUGAAGAUUUAUCUGAUUCCAUUGAGCAAAGCCUUCAGAGAACAAAGAGCGAAACCAAAGUAAGACGCAGCUUGAGGCUGCAGAAAAGUAUGGAAAGCGAAGGAGGGCUCGUGUGGGUUUCACCUCCACCGCCUCCUGCCUCCUGCGCUUCACAGAGAACCAAGAGGAGAACAGUAGGUACUCUUGACAGCAGAGGCUUCGAGCCUAUGUCCUCCAGGCAGGAUCCUUGCAUGCUGCCCUUCACAUCAAGUGAGGAGAAUGGUAAGGGCUUUACCACUGCUCCUGAUGCCAGUUUACCUGGGAAGAGGAGGAGGAGAAGCUUCUGUACCUCUACACUUGCCAAUCCUAAAAGUACCACCCAGUCAAGAGGCUGCAAAAGAAGAUCCUUUCUCAGCCAGAAGGGAGAGAACACGCUCCAGGAGACCUCGAGAGAAUCAGACCUAUCAGAGAACUAAAGCAGUCACUGACACUGCCAGCAGAGCAAUUAGGCAAGAGAGAAGGUAACCCACCGUUCAUGCCUGAAAGAUUCUUUCAUCCAGUUCCCAUCUUUGUUCAACCUCAAUGUUUUAAAAGUUUCCAAUAAAAUCAUUUGAGUUGAACCUACA